UCCGUGAUCUGAUGUGAGAUCCACGGAGAGACUAUGCCGAGCCCUUUAUUCCACCCCGAGAUUAUGGACCACGACGUGGUGAUCAGCAGCCAGCACAGCGGGGUCGGUCUGCCCCGAGAGACGGACCAGGAGUCCCGGGAAGAGGACCACCAAGAGGCGCUCCGCUUCGCCUUGGACCAGCUGUCACUCAUGGCCCUGGAGAAGGCGGACUGUGUGGCGGACCCUUUGGACGGGACCCCGGCUCCGGGCUCCGAGGGUUGUAACGGUGUGAGUGGAGGCGGCUACGUGGAUCUACAGAUGCUGGAGCACCCCAGCGGAUCCCGGGACUCGCCGACGUCUUGCUCUCCAUCCCCAGAGUACUACGGCUCGGGCGGGUACCACAUGGCCGGCUCGCACCCCAUGCUCCACGGGGAACAAAGCUCCGUCCUCUGCAGCAGGAAAAGAAGCGUAAACAUGACGGAGUGUGUGCCUGUCCCCAGCUCUGAACAUGUGGCGGAGAUAGUCGGGAGACAAGGUUGUAAGAUCAAGGCCUUGCGUGCCAAGACAAACACCUAUAUAAAGACUCCAGUGAGAGGCGAGGAACCAGUAUUCAUCGUGACUGGACGCAGGGAGGAUGUGGAGAUGGCCAAGCGUGAAAUAGUGUCUGCGGCGGAGCAUUUCUCUAUGAUCCGGGCAUCCCGCUGCAAAGCUGGAGGACCCGGAACUGGAGGCUCUCUCCCUGGACCACCACACUUGCCCGGACAGACCACCAUACAGGUCAGAGUUCCCUACAGAGUCGUCGGUUUGGUUGUUGGACCAAAGGGAGCAACUAUCAAGCGCAUCCAGCAGCAGACUCACACCUACAUUGUGACACCCAGUCGAGAGAAGGACCCAGUGUUUGAGGUGACUGGCAUGCCUGAGAACGUGGACCGAGCAAGAGAGGAGAUUGAGACCCACAUCACCCUGCGAACUGGAACCUUUGUAGACCUGCAGGGAGACAACGACUUCCACACCAACGGCACUGACGUCAGUCUAGAAGGCCUGGGCGCCCUGAGCGGAGGGCUGGGGUCAUCUCUGUGGUCCAGGGCUGCAAACCACCACUCUGCACCCCCUCCUCCUCCACCCUCCCCACCUCCUCCUAUUCCCAUGUCCAUGCACCACUCCUCCGGCCGGAAGGUGUCCUCCUCAGUCGCCUAUCACUCGCACAAUGGCGGGAUGAGCUCAGACAACUACAGCAACACCCGCAAGACCAACGAGGGAGGCAGCCCCACAAGCCCUUUUAGCACAGGCUCCAGCAGUGCUGGAGGAGGUUUCACUUUUGGGGGCGACUCCACCCCAGGGCUGCCCUCCUCAGAUGAACUGGGCUUUGAGUUCAGUGCUUCCAACAUCUGGGCACCUUUCGUUAAUGGAGGAGCAGGCAACAAGACGGCUGGCUCCUCCCAGCAGCAGCCUCUACGUCGUAACAGCAGCGGCCUCAGUGGCGGCGCCAUCACUCCACGAUUGUCUCCAACCCUGCCUCAGGACACGGGCGUGGGCCCCCUGGAUCAUCCAUUAGCCCGCCGUGCCCAGAGCGACCCCCUCAGCACUCUCUCCUGGCUACAGUCUGGCAGCGCGGGAGGUGGCUCCUUCUCCGGAGCAUCCAGCUCCAGCUCUGGCGGCUCAUCGACUGGCUACUCCUCCUGCUCGGCCUCCUCCCUGCCUGGAGGCUCGCCCACUGACUCAGAGGGGGGCAGCAGCGGAGUAGGUCUCAGCUCUGGGAUGCUGAGCCGGCUGAAAGGCGGCCCCGGUCCCGGGGUUGCAGGUCUGGUCGGCGUUAGCCCCGGGGUCAACAGGGACUGCUUUGUGUGUUUCGAGAGCGAGGUGACAGCAGCCCUGGUGCCUUGUGGCCACAACCUGUUCUGCAUGGAGUGCGCUGGGCAAAUCUGCCAGUCAGCUGAGCCAGAGUGCCCCGUCUGCCACACCCCUACCACACAGUGCAUCCGCAUCUUCUCCUAA
Messenger RNA from Scomber japonicus (chub mackerel), 1974 nucleotides. RefSeq names its product RNA-binding protein MEX3B-like. NCBI's taxonomy places the organism in Eukaryota, Metazoa, Chordata, Actinopteri, Scombriformes, Scombridae. Bases 34 to 1974 code for a protein of 646 amino acids. The record is from RefSeq and is a predicted model, not a curated record. Gene Ontology annotation, molecular function: RNA binding. The transcript has 3 exons.